This is a messenger RNA of Symbiodinium pilosum, 636 nucleotides long. NCBI's taxonomy places the organism in Eukaryota, Dinophyceae, Suessiales, Symbiodiniaceae. The record is from the annotation of a GenBank genome assembly.
AUGCGGGUUGUUGGAAGUUUGCGCCGAGUUGCAGCCGUUGCAGCAGCUACGGCUGUAGCCACAACCUGCACGACAGCUAUGGCAGAGACCAGGCCUGGCACAGCUGUAUUUGUCCCCUUGCUUGGAGGGCCCCAGUCCUGGCGCUUCGACCAGUGGAAGGCGAUAACGGAUGCUGUGCGCGGCGGCGUGUCGACAGCCAGGCUUGUACCCAGCGACUCGGGUGCCAAAUUCCAGGGCAACCUGGAUCCUAGCAAGCUGAAAGCAGGAUUUGCAGGCGUGAACCUGGACGUUGGUGAGCUGCCGCGCCCGCUCACUGAUUUUGUUGGCCUAAAGCUUGAUGUUGCGAAUUCAGACGGCCGAGAGUACACGGUGCUGUUGAAAGUGCGUGGCGGUGAGGCUGGGAGCUCCUACCAAGUCCGCUUCACCCCAGAGCCCAACCAGAGCAUGGAGGCGCCAUUUGCGACCUUCGCUGCCUUCCGGCGUGGGCGCCCGGACCCCUCAGCGCCGCAGCUGCGCGCGGCAGACGUGGGGACGAUUGCCGUGCAGAUUGCCAGCAACUUCGAGGAGCAGUCCGGGGACUAUGAGCUGGAGCUGAGGGGCAUCUCUGGUCUUGGAGGGCCAGAGAUACAUUCUUAG